Molecule: messenger RNA, 360 nt
Organism: Pestalotiopsis fici W106-1
Lineage: Eukaryota; Fungi; Ascomycota; Sordariomycetes; Amphisphaeriales; Sporocadaceae
Exons: 2
Coding region: 1-360 (119 amino acids)
Source: RefSeq, a predicted model, not a curated record
AUGGCCCCCUCACCAUUGCCAAAGUAUGUCUACAAGAUCAUACCCUCGGCUCCCCCCACGCCCAUUCCGGACCAGUACCCACUCUCGGACCUUGACAAGGCAGACGGCUUUGUGCACUUGAGCACGGCGAGCCUGAUCCCAGAGACACUCUCCCUCUUCUUUCAGUCGGCUUCCAGUGUCUGGAUCUUCAAACUACGCUUUACUUUUACGGACAAGGUCACUUAUGAGAACGGUGAUGGCUACCCGCAUCUUCAUGGCAACUUUGGCGCUGCCGAUAUUGAGGAUACAAAGGAGUUUACCCGUAGUGAGGGACAAGACUGGAAAGCGGCAACGAAAAACUACGCAGAAUGGCUAGUUUAA